AUGGGCAUUAAAGUGAUUAUUUUAACUGUAGCAUUGCUUUCUCUAAGCAAUUGCUUCUUCCCUACAAAAACUCCUAUAGACUUAAAUCAUCUUCCUGCUCUCACAAAUAUGACCUUUCCUGAAGCUAUGAAUUACUUAAAUUACCCUGUAGAAACUCACUAUAUCACUACUCAAGAUGGAUAUAUCCUAACUUUCUUUAGAAUUCAAGCCAAGAAUACUACUAUUAAGAGCGGAUUACCUGUUGUUUACUUCUAACAUGGACUUGAAGAUAGCUCAGAUACCAUAUGCUUAAAUGAUGAAGAAAAUGCUCCAGGUUUAUUGAUUGCUAAUGAAGGUUAUGACUUAUGGUUGGGUAAUAGUAGAGGUAACAGAUAUAGUUUAAAUCAUACUAAAUACACUACUUCUGAUAAAUAAUUUUGGUAAUUCACUUUCUAACACAUGGGUGAAUAUGAUGUCCCAGCUGCUUUUGAGUAUAUUUCAAAGGCUACUAAUCAAAAAAUUAACUAUAUUGGACACUCUUAAGGUACUAUUCAAAUGUUUGUCGCUUUGUCUAGACAUGAAAAGAAAGUCUUAAACAAUUUAAAGAGUUAUAUUGCUCUUGGACCUGUAGCUUGGGUUGGUUAAAUUAAAUCAGUUCUUUUACGUUCUAUGGGUGAAAGUAAGCCAUUAAUUGACGCAAUUAUUGCUACUGGAAUUUAGCAAUUCCUCCCUUAUAAGUAAGAAGAAGUCUUACCUUUACUUUGCACAUAUGUUCCUCAAUUAUGUGGUUUAACUUUAGAAGCCUUAAUGGAUAUGAAUGACUCUUAUGAUAACUUAAAGAGAAUGAACAUUUUUGUUGGCCAUCUUCCAGCAGGCACUUCUACCUUAAAUAUGAGACAUUGGGCAUAGAACAUCCGUAGUAAGGAAUACAGAUACUUCGAUUAUGGAACAGCAGGAAAUUAUUUACAUUAUGGAUAAGCCAAAGCACCUAAAAUUGAAGUUGAAAAAAUUAAUGUACCUGUCCAUUUAUUUGUUGGCCAAACUGAUGAACUCGCUGAUGUUAGUGAUGUUGAAAUUCUUAGACAAAAUCUCAUAGGUUCUCCUAAUGUAACAUACAAUUUAUAUCCUUUCGGACAUGCUUCUUUCUUGAUUGGCAAAAAUGUGACAUUCAUGAAUGAUGUAUUCGCUGUCCUUAAUGACUAUAAUCAAAAGGAAACCAAAAUUUAAUUCUGA
Tetrahymena thermophila SB210 is the source of this 1212-nucleotide messenger RNA. RefSeq names its product ab-hydrolase associated lipase region protein. The record is from RefSeq and is a predicted model, not a curated record. Gene Ontology annotation, biological process: lipid metabolic process. The transcript has 2 exons. Gene Ontology annotation, molecular function: hydrolase activity, acting on ester bonds. Lineage: Eukaryota; Ciliophora; Oligohymenophorea; Hymenostomatida; Tetrahymenidae.